Messenger RNA from Pogona vitticeps (central bearded dragon), 2941 nucleotides. NCBI's taxonomy places the organism in Eukaryota, Metazoa, Chordata, Lepidosauria, Squamata, Agamidae. The record is from RefSeq and is a predicted model, not a curated record.
ACAUGCUUAAGAAGAAGACUUGGCAUCUACUUAUCACUGUGUAUAAUUAGUAGAGUAUUUUUAUUUUUGUUUUUUAUUAAAAUAUAACUUCUAGUUUAACUUUGGCACAUUUUGUAAGCUGCGUUGAGUCCUCUCUCUACAGGUGCAAAGAAGGGAAAUAUAUUUAAAUUAAAUUAAGUUACAUAAUAAAAUAGUGCCUCUUGCCUUGAUAAGCCCAAAGAUUAAUACUGAAAAACAGAGCAAAGUUGUUGUUUUUUUUACUGCCUCUGAACCAAUUGAUUCAAACUGCAAGACAGAUUAUGACUAAACUUUAGGAAGAACUUUGUCAUGGUAAGAGUUUCUGGUAGUAGUAGGGACUGCCUCUGGAAGGUAGUGGGCUAUCCUCUGGGGCUUUUCAAAAGAGGUUGGGUGGCCACCUAUCCGAGUGGAUUCUGGCAUGGUCAGAAGAUCCUUUAGAUCCUGCCCAACAAUCUUAUUCUAUGAUUCUGGUAUCAUGGAUGUGUCUGUAGAUGUUUAAAUAAAGGCAGUUUCAGAUGCGUUUAUCUAAAGUAAUAUGGAAAUAAGGGAGAUUCAUUUUUUUCUUCUGGUCGCUAUACAUUCAAGAGCCAAGGCUGAGUGUGAUAGCAUCUCAAGCAAGAAUCUGAGGCCACCAGGAUCUUUUGUGCUAUUCUGAUCCUGAAUGCCCACCAGAUCUCUUUCUGACCCGCCAUGACUGUCACAUACACAGCCCGGGUGGCCAAUGCUCGCUUUGGUGGCUUCUACAAGUUGCUGACCCUCUGGCGUGGAAGCAUCUACAAGUUGCUCUACAAAGAGUUCCUGGUCUUCUCAACUUCGUACAUGGGACUCAGCCUUACUUAUCGCUAUGUCUUAAGUGAGGAUCGGAAACGAAUCUUUGAAAAGGUGGUCAUUUACUGCGACAACUAUGCCAAUCUCAUACCCGUCUCCUUUGUUCUCGGCUUCUACGUGACACUGGUGGUGAACCGCUGGUGGAGCCAGUACACCAGCAUGCCUAUGCCAGACCGCCUGAUGUGUGCUAUCUCUGGGAAUGUGCAUGGAGCUGAUGAGAAAGGGCGGCUCUACCGCCGAACACUCAUGCGGUACUGCAGUCUUUCCGCUGUCCUGAUCUUGCGCUCAGUCAGCACUGCUGUGUUCAAGCGCUUUCCCACUAUUGACCAUGUUGUGGAGGCAGGUUUCAUGACUCGGGAAGAACGCAAGAAAUUUGAGAAUUUUAACACUUCCUACAACAGAUACUGGAUUCCCUGUGUUUGGUUUACCAACUUAGCUGCCCAGGCACGCAAAGAAGGCCGCGUACGUGAUAACUGCGCUCUCAAGUUGCUUAUGGAGGAGUUGAAUAUCUUUCGUGGCAAAUGCAGCAUGCUCUACCACUAUGACUGGAUCAGUGUACCACUCGUCUACACUCAGGUGGUUACCAUUGCGGUGUACAGUUUCUUCGUUUCCUGUCUGAUUGGACGGCAAUUUCUUGAUCCAGACCAGGGUUAUAAAGGACACGACCUGGAUCUGUGGGUCCCUGUUUUUACUUUGCUGCAGUUCUUUUUCUACGUGGGAUGGCUCAAGGUGGCUGAGCAGCUCAUUAACCCUUUUGGGGAAGAUGAUGACGAUUUUGAAACCAACCUACUGAUUGACAGGAAUUUCCAGGUCUCUAUGAUGGCUGUGGAUGAGAUGUACGGGGACCUGCCUCUCCUGGAGAAAGAUCGGUAUUGGGAUGCCUCAAAUCCUAGAGCCCCAUACACAGCAGCCACUGUUUUUCUCUUGCAACAGCCGUCGUUCCAGGGCUCCACUUUUGACAUGACUUUACCAAAGGAAGACAUGCAGUUCCAGCCUCUUGAGGAGAUUGCCGAGGGCCUUGAACAUAACCGCCACGUUCCGGCCCACCUCUUGAACCGCCUGCUUUCUACAGGCCCCACACCUGGCGGCUUUGGACGUCGACUGUCUCUAUUGAGGCGCAAGAAUAGCAGUGUUUCUGAGGCAUCCACCACCUAUAGCUGCCUCUGUCAGGACACACAGACCACCGACUGCACUUGUGACCCUCCUGGGCAGCUUCUUCCAAACAUGAAUGUUAAUUUCCCCUCCGAGGGCGAGGGAGACCCUGGCCACGAGGCCACUGGAGUCCCACUCACAGAUGCCUACCCUGACCACUCUGAGGCCCAGACUGAGGUACUAGGUGACCGAGCUCAGGAGAAUGCCGUGGCUAAUCCCCAAGAUGCCAUAUCCCUUGUGGACAUGUCUGGUCAAGAAACAGCCAGUGAUGUGACACAGCCUCUGCUAGAUCACAACUCUUCAGAGUCUUCCUUGUUUCAUAGCCUGAAGGAAACCCCUGGUAAGGGGGCUCUUCCGCUAGCUAGCUACCCUCACUGGCUACAGAGCCCCAUUGAAGAGGAAAAUGUGGCAUGAGCUAGCAUAUCAGCCUCCACAGGUCUGAGUGGAGAUAACUAAUCAUAGUGGCACUGCCUAAUGCAGGGCACAAAACAGAGACAAAGACAUGAGAGUGGUGGAAACACUUUGCAGCUGCUGGGUAGGAUAAUUUGAACGAGUGAUCUUUUAAACACUAUAUUGUUCAUAUUGCCACAGGCCACCUAUGUUAGGUUUUUCAGCUACUCCUACUGCAUUGAUACAGCUGGGAAGACACCUGACUUCAUUGCAGUAUCAAUGGCUGAUCAUCUUAUAAGGAGUGAGAAGAAAUACUGUUACUGUCAUUUUAAUUUGUUCUUGUAUCUACAGACACUAGAUAUGAGCAAAGAGGGGUAGAUGUGGACCAUGAACUGUUUCUACAGGUACCCCUCUGUCACAAGCCCACCCAGGGCCAGUGGUGGUUAUAGUGUCUCGUUCUUUCCUCUUGUGCCAGUCAUCUGGGGAUGAGCAAGAAAACAAAACAGAGGAAGAUAUAGGGAAUAUUUCAUAUCCUUCUUUCUAAAUCUCCCUA